Scutellospora calospora is the source of this 241-nucleotide messenger RNA. The record is from the annotation of a GenBank genome assembly. NCBI's taxonomy places the organism in Eukaryota, Fungi, Glomeromycota, Glomeromycetes, Diversisporales, Gigasporaceae.
AUUAAAAACAAAGGAAAAGGAAAGAUAGUAUAUGAAGAAGACAAAAUAGAAGGAAAAGUACAAGCAAAAAAUACUACUAUAGAAGCAGAAAAGGAAGAAAAGGAUACAAGAUAUCAAAGAAAUGAAGAGAAUAGAAGGAGAAGUAUUCUAAAGGAAAAGAGAAAGCGAUACUAUGAUGAGGAGAGUAAAGGCCUAGAAGGCUCAAAGAAAAGAGAUUUGAACCAAGAUGGACCUAAAGCAA